Messenger RNA from Pelobates fuscus (common spadefoot toad), 6512 nucleotides. RefSeq names its product transmembrane protein 131 (gene TMEM131). The transcript has 41 exons. NCBI's taxonomy places the organism in Eukaryota, Metazoa, Chordata, Amphibia, Anura, Pelobatidae. The record is from RefSeq and is a predicted model, not a curated record. The coding region runs from base 61 to 5718 and encodes 1885 amino acids. Gene Ontology annotation, cellular component: membrane.
GUAGAAGGCUGCAGCCCUCCCAUGUUGGACUCCUGAGGACAGUCACUGCACACACCCAGCAUGGCCCGGCUCCGGCCCCCAGCCCUACCCUGCUGCUGCUGCCGCUGCCGCCGCUGCUAUUGCCCCCCGGGAGACGACACCCCCCAGGAGAGAGGCAGCCGCCAGCAGUGUGCUUUCCUGUACCGAGUGCUGCUCGCCCUGCUCACCGUGCACACUGCCCGCACACACACCGAGGCAUUCAUUCAGUCUGAAAAUGUCAUUGAAGUCCUUCGGUUCGAUGAAGGAGGCCUUUUAGAGACUGAAACAACCAUUGGCCUCGGCUCAUAUCAGCAGAAAAGUGUAUCCUUACACAGAGGGAAUUGCAGACCUAUAAGGUUUGAACCACCAAUGCUGGAUUUCCAUGAGCAGCCGGUGGGAAUGCCAAAAAUGGAAAAAGUUUACUUGCACAAUCCUAGUUCAGAAGAAACUAUAACUUUAGUAUCAAUAUCAGCAACAACAUCACAUUUUCAUGCAUCAUUUUUUCAAAAUAGAAAAAUUCUCCCAGGAGGGAAUACGUCAUUUGACGUGGUGUUUCUCGCACGAGUUGUGGGAAACGUAGAGAAUACUUUAUUUAUUAACACCUCUAAUCAUGGGGUAUUUACCUAUCAGGUUUUUGGAGUUGGAAUACCCAACCCAUAUAGACUGCGCCCUUUCAUUGGUGCAAGAGUUCCUGUAAAUAGCAGUUUUUCACCUUUAAUUAAUAUCCACAAUCCACAUAGUGAACCUUUACAGGUAGUAGAAAUGUAUUCAAGUGGGGGAGACCUGCACUUAGAGCUUCCAACAGGUCAGCAAGGAGGCACCAGGAAGCUGUGGGAAAUUCCACCCUAUGAAACGAAAGGUGUCAUGCGUGCUAGCUUCUCAUCACGAGAGGCAGACAAUCACACUGCCUUCAUUAGGAUUAAAACCAAUGCUUCAGACAGUGCUGAAUUUAUUAUUUUACCUGUGGAGGUAGAAGUCACCACAGCUCCUGGAAUUUAUUCAUCAACAGAGAUGCUAGAUUUUGGCACAUUACGGACACAAGAUGUUCCCAAAGUUUUAAAUCUCCAUCUACUUAAUUCGGGAACAAAAGAUGUACCGAUAACUAGUGUUCGAUCAGCACCACAGAAUGAGGCAAUAACUGUUCACUUCAAGCCAAUAACACUGAAGGCAUCAGAGAACAAGUACACCAAAGUAGCAAGUAUAUGUUUUGAUGCAUCCAAAGCAAAGAAAUCAUCACAGUUGUAUGGGAAAAUCACUGUAAAAGCAAAAGAGAAAAGUUACUCAAAACUUGAAAUUCCAUAUCAGGCAGAAGUUUUGGAUGGGUAUUUGGGCUUUGAUCAUGCAGCUACACUAUUUCACAUCAGGGACAGUCCACCUGACCCAGUGGAAAGAGCGAUCUUGCUGACCAACACGUUUAACUUUGCGGUUCUUAUGCAUGAUGUCUUGUUACCUGAAGAUGCAAAAGAAAUGUUUAAAAUCCAGAACUUCAGUUCAAAUGUAUUAAUCCUACCUGGUGAAUCCCGAUAUAUAUUUUCGCUACUGUUCACACCAUCCACCUCAUCUGUCCAUAUUGACAGCAAUAUAUUACUGAUCACCAAUGCAUCCAAAUUCCACCUCCCUGUCCGAGCAUACACAGGUUUCUUAGAAUAUUUUGUUUUGCCCCUGAAACAAGAGGAGCGUGUAAUAGAUUUUGGAAUCCUCAGUGCUGCAGAAUCUUGCAGUCUUCUCAUUGCAAUUAUAAAUAGCAACCCCAUAGAGCUGGUGCUCAAAAGUUGGCAUAUUAUUGGAGACAGUCUAGCUAUUGAACUGCUUACAACAGAAAAGGGCAACAGGACCUCCAUAACUGCAAGCCUUCCAGAGAUUGAAAACUCCACUGUAUCAGACCGUACUUCAGUUAUAUUAACUUCAGGCUAUUAUGCAGUGUUCCGUGUUACAAUAACUGCAAAAGAUCUCGAAGGAUCCUAUGAUGGAGGCAUACAAAUUACAACCGAUUAUGAGAUAUUGACUAUCCCUGUGAAGGCGUUGGUUGCUGUUGGUUCGUUGACCUGUUCUCCAAAACAGAUUUCGCUUCCACCUUCCUUUCCGGGAAAAACUGUCCACCAGAGUCUAAAUAUUAUGAGUUCCUUCUCACAGAAGGUGAAAAUACAGCAUAUUCGCUCCUUAUCGGAGGAUGUAAGAUUUUUUUAUAAGCGGUUAAGGAGCAAUAAAGACGAAUUAGAUCCUGGGAAAAAAUCAAAGAUAGCAAAUAUCUAUUUUGAUGCUGCUUUAAAUUGCGGAGACCACUGUUAUGUUGGACUUCCUUUUUUAUCAAAAAAUGAAGCUAGGAGCCAGCACCAUUUAGCAAUGCAAGAAGAUGCUUGGGACUUAGACUGGGAUAUUUAUGAGAAUUUAUAUAAGAAGUGGUCUGAGGUCCGUGAGAAUGCUCAUCAUAUGCCUCGGGCUAUUUUUGAGGUGGACACCGACCUCCAAAAAAAUGUAUUGUCUGAAGUAAAGACUGAGCUUGUAUGGCCUUCAAUUGUUAGCUCUUCACGUCACAUCCGCUUCCCUUUAACCAAUACCAACAGUUCUUCAGAAGAAGAAAUUGUGCUGGAAAACCCUUCAGAUGCCCCAGUAUAUGUCCAGUUUCUCCCACUGGCCUUGUAUUCUAAUUGUUCUUUGGUGCUAGAAAGAAUAAAAGAAAGAUUCAACAUUAGUAAAUCUCUAAAUCUAGACCUGAAAACCCUUGAAUUUAAAGUAUUUAGUAAUAAUGUACAUCCUGUGCAGAGCAGUCAAGGUUUUGUGGAGGGACCCUCCCGGCAGUCCGUACUUAACCUGCUUUUAAAGCCUGGAGAGAAAAAAAAUUUAAAAGUAAAAUUUACUCCAGUUCUGAAUGAAUCGGUGUCCUCGUUGCUAAUAGUUAGAAAUAAUUUAACAGUUAUCGAUUUAAUUAUGGUGGAAGGACAGGGUGCAGAUGAAAGCAUCAAAAUUGCAGGCAAAGCGCCUGGUCCCGGGAGCUCACUGAGGUUUAAAAUUACAGAAUCCUUUCUGAAAGACUGCUCUGACAAAAUAAAAUACAAAGAACCAAACUUUACCCUGAAAAGAACAUUCAAGGUGGAGAAUACAGGGCAUCUUCAGGUUACUAUAAAGUCGAUGGAAAUCAGUGGAUAUGCCUGUGAAGGAUAUGGCUUCAAGAUAGUAAAUUGUCAAGAGUUUGCACUAAGUCCUAAUGCCUCUAAGGAAAUUGUCAUAUUGUUUACACCAGAUUUCACCUCGUCACGAGUGAUUCGGGAAUUAAAAUUUGUAACAACAGGAGGCUCUGAAUUUGUUUUUAUACUGAAUGCAUCCCUCCCAUAUCAUAUGCUAGCUACAUGUGCGGAAGCACUUCCACGACCCAACUGGGAACUGGCACUUUACGUCAUCAUCUCAGGAAUAAUGAGCUUGCUGUUUCUCUUAGUUAUUGCAACAGCAUAUUUAGAAGCUCAAGGUAUAUGGGAACCGUUCAAAAGGCGUCUUUCUAUCGAAGCAUCAAACCCUCCCUUUCAUUUGGGUCGGCCGUUUGACCUCAGGAGGAUCGUUGGUAUUUCUUCAGAGAGCAACUUGAAUUCACUUGGGUCAGACUCCAGUCAUAGUUCGAACAGAGGUUUGUAUGCAGGAAGCAACUCUAAAGCAGGAUCUGGAAAUCACAAGCCCUCGAAUUCAGCAACACAGUUGCAUAAUAGUAGAAGCACGCCAGAUGUGGAUAUUGCACGAACAAAAACUAGCUCGACAACAACAAGCAGGAUAUCUGCACAUGCAUCUGUUGCACAGUCAUCCAUUAAAGCCUCUAGUGUUGCAGCAGAUUCCAGCACAGCUAAUCCCAGCCAGUCUUUGACCAGACGUGCCAGGGGAACCAAGCUGAAUCAGAAUGCUGCUGUGCCACAGACUCAAGUUUUACAAGAGCAGCUUGCAUCAACACAACUACCAGCAGUGCCUCAGCCGGAACCACCAGCAGAUAUUCCAGCGUCACGGACAGUGACAUGUAAUCCUUCCCAUCCAGAAUAUUUUGGGACAAGUAGCGGUAAUGUCCGGCAUAGCUCAGAUGAUUCAGAUAUAACUAGUCUCAUAGAAGUUAUGGACAAAGACUUUGACAAUUCUGAACCCGCUUCCUCAGAAGUGUUUACAGAGCAGCCACCAUCUCCAGCAGCAAAAAAUAAAGGGAAGGGAAAAUCUCUUCCUCAGAAAGCUAAACUUCCACGGAAGCAGGAAGAGAAAGAGAGAAGAGGCAAAGGUAAACCUCAGGAAGAUGAUCUCAAAGACUCUCUUGCUGAUGAUGACAGCUCCUCCACGACUACAGAAACUUCUAAUCCUGACACCGAACACCUUGUAAAAGAGGAGCCAGAAAAACUAAAAGGAAAACAAACCACACCUGAAAAGGUAGAGAAUGAAAUGUUUAAAGUGAAGCAGAAAAACAAGAAACUACUGGUUAACAAUAAAAAGGAAAAUGUGCCAGAGGUUAAACCAAGCUCAUUGGAGUUGCCAUAUACCACACCAUUGGAAAACAAACAAAGGAAAAGCUUCUCCAAACAUUCCGUGCAGCACAGUUUAGUAAAUGGAUCAAAGCCUAGACAUGUGCAGAAAACAAGAGGUACGACCAAUAAGUUAGUGGACAACAGACAAUCUGUGCUGGCGAAAUUUCUCCCUAGUCGUACUGGUCAGGAACUAGGCAAUACCAGCAGUUCAGAAGGAGAAAAAGAUUCCCCACCACCAGAGUGGGACUGUGUGCCAAUUCACAAGUCAGGCAGCUCAGCAGACAGUCUUUACAAAUUAUCAGUGCAAACCCUCAAUGCAGAUGACUUCUUAAAACAACGGCAAACCUCACCAGCUCCUACCUCUCGGUCCCCACCUCCAACAGCAGGUUUUGUGCCGAGAGGCAGCUACAGCAGCAUUGUGAACAGCACUUACAACAACGAUGUCAGAAGCAAUCCUUCCAAUACCAAACACAAGUUGACUAAAGCAACCUCCUUACCUGGAAGGAAUGGCAACCCUACCUUUGCUGCUGUAGCUGCUGGAUAUGACAAGAACCCAGGUGGUAGUGGAUUGGCUAAAACAUCUGCUGCUAAAUCUGACAACACAAACAGCAUUGGUGUGUCUCACCCAACCUCCCUUGACAGUGAUGGCUCUGAUAGCUCUGGCUUAUGGAGUCCUCUCAGUAGUCCUAACAGCCCUGACUAUGCUGCACUCAAUUCGUUUUCUGCAUUUGGAUCCAGCAACUCUUUCAACUUGACAGGAGAGGUUUUCAGCAAGUUUGCUCGCCAUUCUUAUGCCCCUGAACCGAAGAAGAAAUGGAGUGAGAUUGAACCUGCUUCGUUUUGGGAUUCCCAUGCAGUCGACCCUGUACCUACAUGGCCAACCAGCACAGGAUCUCCCACUCAUUCCACAACUUCUAUUCUUGGGAACACCGGCAGCUUGUGGUCCACCACAAAUCCAUUUGGCAGCUCCAUAUGGUCUAGUAAUCCAAACACCAGCCUUCCAUACGCCACUCCAGCCACCUCCUUACCUGGCAUCGAUUUAAUGGGAUCUGAAAACACGUGCCCUGUAUCUAGUUCUCCUACAACUGCUGCACCUCACAGUCCUGAUGCCAUGGCAGCACAAACAUAUGACCCCUGGAAAAUAUGGAGCCCAACCAUUGGACGAAGAAGCUCUGAUCCCUGGCCCAGUUCUCAUUAUUCGUCUGAAAACUAAAAAGAACAGGAAGUAAACAAAAAUAUCCACAUAUAGUCAUGGUGUUUUUACUUUUGCAGAAUCUGCCAAUGAUUCUUGCGGACAUGCCUCACUCUUAUUUUUAAUAAGUACUUGUUCCUUUGUUGCUUUUAUUUUAUUUUCUUCUCGGUUCCAGGUUUUUGAGUGAGCGGAAAAUGACAGAAGCAUUUAAUGUCAUAAUAAAUUCAAAAUUUUCAAGUUUUUUACUUAAGGAACAAAACAUAGAUGCAAUAUUGGCUACUAAAGUGACUUGUCAGAGUCAUUGAGAAAGAUUGAGAAAGAUUGUGAAGCCUUCUUGAAAGAAAAUGUAAAAAAUUAAAAAAAAUACAAACCCAUUCUUCAUUUAUUUAUUCAUUUGCAUAUGUGCCACAAAAUUGUUGCAGGUUAAAUUUUACAUAUCAAACCCUCUGAUAUGAACUAGAAUGUUUAUUUUUUUAAAGCUCCCCCGCCCCAGUAUUAUGUUUCUAAAACUAGAUUUUCAGAAAAAAAAAAUACGUGAAUAGCAGUUUUGUGUUAAAGAAAAAUGCUAAGUAUUUUUAAAGACAUUGUUUAUUUGUUGAUCCAGAUGAACAAAAUGCUAAUCCCGGCACAAGGGCAGAAUGCAAAGCAUUGGCAGAUGGCUAGCUCUCCAUUUUGUGUGCUGGGUUAAGUACCAGAAUGAAAUUUUAAUUUAAGGUGCUCAGUGUAAAAAUCUUGUGCUCAAAACAAGAUUUGUUGAGCAGUUCAUGCAACUUUGAGUUGUACUCUAAAAUAAAUGAGAUGCUUUUUUUCAGUAA